UUUGGUGAUGCCAGUAACGCCACUCAUGACCCAAAUUACGAUCAUGGAUCCUGUACUGCAACUAGGCAAUGGUAUAAUACAUGGUGGAGGGUAGACUUACUUGACAAGUACGUAGUGACCUCCAUAACUAUCACUAACAGAAAAGACUGCUGUCCUGAAAGGCUUGACAGAGCUGAGAUAUGCAUCGGCAACUCUCUGGAGAACAACGGCAACCAGGGUUCCUGCACUGAUAAUGUCCUCAAUCCCUGGUGGAGAGUGGACCUACUGAAAACACACAACGUGUUUCGAGCUGUAAUUACAAACAGAGCAGAUCAUUUUCCUGAAAAAGAAAUCAGAAUUGGAAACAGUCUGGACAACAAUGGCAAUGAUAAUCCCAGAUGUGCUGUGGUCUCUUCAGUUGCUCUUGGUUUUUCCACCUCAUUUGAAUGUAAUGGGAUGGAUAGACGUUCUGUCAAUAUUGUUAUUCCUGGACAGCAAGAAUAUCUUACACUCUGUGAGGUUGAACUGUAUGGAUAACCAUUGGAUUGAGAAGCACUUAAAAAAAAUCUUACUUAAAUAUCUAAAUCAAAGUUCUAAGACUAAAUAUCAUUGUAAGGCUUUACAUUAACUAAACAGAGCUCAGAAUGAAGCUAAUAAAUACAUUACAGAUCAAUGUAGAAUAUAUACAGAUUUAUGUGACUCUUGAUCAAAGGAAACAUGAAAAUGGACAAUACAGCACACAUUUUCUUACUAUGUUAGACAGCUGUGAGAACUGUAGCUAGCACCUGGCUGCUUGUUAUUUGACAUGAAGUAGUGAAUGUAUGUUGUGAAAUGAAUAAUACUUUGGUGAGUAAGUCUGGAGUGUCUUGGAAAAAAAAAAAAAAAAUUCAGAGCAACA
Myxocyprinus asiaticus (Chinese sucker) is the source of this 877-nucleotide messenger RNA. Its product is annotated as fucolectin-like. Lineage: Eukaryota; Metazoa; Chordata; Actinopteri; Cypriniformes; Catostomidae. The annotation marks the transcript as partial. The record is from RefSeq and is a predicted model, not a curated record. The transcript has 3 exons.